GUUGCAAACAGAAGUUUUUGAAAGUUGGAGCUUGCCAAGAGGUCCUGGCCAAUUCUGAAUGUCAAGGGAUUUAGGUACCGUGAGGCUUAUGGAAGAAGAUUCUGCAACUAUUGAUGAAUUGGAUGAACUCAUAGUUUCACCAGGUGUUAGUUUCCUUCUAAGAAGAAUAGUACAUUUACUUGAGAAAGCAAACGAAAUAAAAGAAUUUGAAAACAAAACGACCCGUGCUCUUGCUGAAGCCAAAGAGUUACGACUAUUUUCCUUGACUGCUGUGUAUGCUGCAGCAGAAUCGGCUAUAGAGUUAACCAUUGCGGUUGAUCAGUUUACCACUUGGGCCCUAGCUGUAGAUGGAAUUGAACAAGCAAAGAAAGCAGUGCAAGCUGGUGAUUGUAAAAGAGUUAAAGAUUUCCAGCUUACCACUAAAAUGCUGGUAGAGCAAGACAAGACACUUGCGAUGCAGAAAAAGAUGUAA
This is a messenger RNA of Corticium candelabrum, 472 nucleotides long. RefSeq lists its product as uncharacterized. The transcript has 3 exons. The coding region runs from base 59 to 472 and encodes 137 amino acids. Lineage: Eukaryota; Metazoa; Porifera; Homoscleromorpha; Homosclerophorida; Plakinidae. The record is from RefSeq and is a predicted model, not a curated record.